UGAUAAUCUGAUAUUUUAUCACCAAACUGUUAUGGUGAUUGGCUCACCGUAGUAAGCUUUUGCCGUGAGCAAGAAAAUUGUUUGACUUGUUUGACAAAUAUCGAAUUUUUCCUCAAAUUUAUUCAGUACAAAACACUGUUGUCCUGGGUAGGGUGGAAGUUAUUUUGUCAGGUUUAAAGCGAGGCUGGCGUCUCAAGUUUCGCCAGUGACCUCGGCUGUCACACAAAAAUAAAAUAUGGCGGAUAUAAACAACGAUCAAGAAAGGAAAACAACAGUCGCCUCUCCCACAAAGGAGCGAAAGCUCUCUUUAACAGCCAUGGAAGCUAUGGCAGAGGUUGACAAGCUUAAAGAGCGGGUCCGUUCGUUGUCUUUUAGUAGCACCGUUUCAGGAGAAAGUUCUUGCAGUGAUAGUGGAAGUUCUGGCACACGACCGCUCGUGAAAAAACAAGACGAUUUGAUAAACUGCUUAAGUGUUAUGCGGCGAUUAAUGGAACAGGCGGAAAGCGAGAGUAAAAGAAUGAGAGAGGAAAAAGUCGUCAUUGCUUCCAAAAUUAAUAGUUCUCUUAAUGCUGUUAAUCGGGAGGUGGAGUAUCUAAAAGCCGAACUUCGCGAUCAAGACAAGAGACUGUCAGAUUUGGCCAACAGCAAACUUUCGGAACGUGAAACGAAAUUGAACGAAGCUGGAGUGUCGAAGAGUAAGGUAGAAAUUUACAAAGAAGAUAAUGAAAGAUUGCGUUGCGAAAACGAAUUUUUGACCAGAGAACUUAACGAAUGGAGACAUGGAAACACAGAUUUGGACCAGCUUCGAGAGCGGCUUCAUUCCUGUGAGCACGAAAUCUCGAGAGCUAAAGAAACGAUUUCUUGCAUGAAAAUAGAAAGAAAACGCUUAAAAACAGAGAAGAUGAAUUUACUUCAUCAAAUGAAGGAAGUUUAUGGCAUUUUGGAAGUCAAGGAAGCGGAAUUAAGGGAAUUUAUUCAAAAUUAUGAACAACGGAUGUUGGAAGGCGAAGAAAAGGUAAAACGCCUGGAGACCGAAAAGCGAGUUUGGGAACAAGAACGAAGUGGCUUGUCGAAGGAAUCAGAAAGCUUAAAAUCACAAUUAGAAAUAAAAGACGUCCGGUUGAAAGAGCUGGAAAAUGAGCUUUUCGACAUUAAACAACGUUUCUCUUCGCUUGAAUCUUCGUUUCGUGAAAACAACUCGCAACUGCUUUUCAAAUCAAACAAUUUAAAUGUGGACUCGACAGGAGGGAAGCAUAUAUCGAACGCGUGCAACAACAGGAGAGCAAAUUCUCUUCAAAAUCUAGAAAAUUCACCGAGAUUGCCUCUUGAAAACGCUGGUAAGUUUGCGUGAUUUCGCUCACAUGUUUUGUAAUGUACAUUUCACUGUUUGUUGACCCAGAUAGGUUUCUAUUUUGAGCGAGGAAAGCGGAAAAAAAGUUAAUGUAUUUAAUUUUUCAUGAACCCGAACAACUGCUUAUUCAGGAAAUAACUCUUUGAGAAUUAGAGCAUAAUCGGCCAACUAUCUUAUUUAGAAUCAAAGGUAAAUCCGAUUGCGUUACAAUUCUAGACAGACUAUUGAUUUCACCUCCGAUCUUUUUCACAAGUGUUUUGACAAACACGCCCACUAGCUAAAGUUAUUGCUUUCGCUGUCAAAACCUCGUUUAUUUUACUACCAACUGUUCAGGUGUACGUUCGUUAUUUAAUUUAAGGGAAAAUAUUUUGUCUUUUUACGGAUCACAAAACAUGAGAGGAGGAUGUUUGUUUCACCACACUCCCACGUUUACUUUAAGAUAUUGAUCGACCGGAAACUGUACAUCAAGGCGGCUUACAGCUGCUUUUUUCAGUUGAGUGACUCUAACUGACUUGAGUAUACUUUCCGUUGAUCGUAUCUCCAUUCACCUUUAGCGCACAUCAUCAUUUGUCAAUUCUUUUGUCCCAAUAAUUAUAUCACUUGCACUUGUAGAUUCUAUAAAUGUCUCUUGCCUUCUGUGCGUUUUCAUUGGGUCAUUAUUCUGCUCUCUUAUCUCCGUUAAAACCGUUUGAAAUGUCCUUAGUACACGAUUUCACACACUGAGAUCUUUGACUUUCAUAGUGGGUUUGUAAUCAGACAAACGGUUUGCAGACGUCUUUGUUAUAACCAAACAAAGAUCUUAAUGUGACAAAUUAACUAGUUCACCCAAGGGGUGCACAAGUUAAACAAUUCCUUUUUUGUUUCUGAGCAUCUAGGUGAAACCUAAUAGUACCAAAGAAAAUUGGUCGUUUUAUCAUUUGUUAACUCUAAUGAGCAUCAUUCGUCCUGCAUGCAAGGGCCAGCUACAUUUGUAUAUAGCUUUAGGGCAAAAAAUCAAAUCAAAGGAGGCCUUAAAUUAAUUUUGCAGUGAGCUUAUUGCCUAGGGGUUGGGUGGGGGGACAUUUGUCUCCCUUAUAGAAAUUGUAUUGUACAUGUACAUUCUUUUUUAGAAGAAUUAUUUUAUUAGCCUGUGUGCAGAGGCCUCCUUCCCUCGAGGGGAAAUGUGUACACACGCAGGUUAUAUUUUAUAGGGAUAUUGAGGUUGAAAUGUGUAAGAGUGUACUUGCUAUACUGGAGUUAUUAAAUAGGGGUAUGUUAUCCUAGGGUUUCAAUUAAGGUAUAUUGUGGAAACUCAGUAUAACAAAACUCUUUUUUACAAAGUCCUUCUGUGUAAUGUUUAUCACCUCAGCUUUACAAAACUGUAUGAAAAAGGACCUUUAUUAUGGUAUGCUUGUUUCUUCUGUCCCUUGGCAAAAUAGAUUAGAUUCCUUACUUACUCAGGACAGGAUAUCUGAUUAAAAGUUUAAAGCAAAUGAAAAACAGAUACAUAGUAUACAUGUGCUCAAAUAUCCUGGUUGACCCUAACCAUACAUGUAUGUAACAGAGAAGUUUAUAAGUAUCUCCUCAAUACAUUUUAUUCAAUGCCUCACAGAGUGGGUAAAAAUCUUCCUUAUUUGACAGUAUGGCAUGUGAGUGACUAGUUUUAUUUAUUUAUUUAUUUUUACACCCAGCUCUGUUAUUAAUUGGGCUUAACAUUUUACACCCACAUAAUUGGGUGAUCCCUGUUUUCACUAAAAAUACAUGACCUGAGUCAUCUGAUUGAUAGCUUUGUAAGCUAAUGCAAUUUUGAUAAGAUAAGGAAUCAGUCUGUGAUAUGUUAUUUCCCUGUGGAUGGCUUGUUUCCAGCUCUGUUACUUGAACUCCUGAAUUCGGAUAACACAUGACCUACAAUGCCUGAACCGUUUUAGGAUUGCACAAAAGUCUUUGUCAUCCAGAGAAAUGCAGCAAGGGUUAGGAUAGAAAUCCAAACGUCUGCCUUCAAAACCUUAAAGCAUUUGAUAAGCAAGAGUUGGAUACAUGGUAGAGGUUUGAUAGAGAUGGCAGGAAACUCCAAAAUCACAAAAAUUUUUGACAUUACGCGUUAUCUGAACCAGCUAUUGCACUGGUCCUUUGACCCCAACAUCUACAUACAAAUUCUCCAACUGAUCUCCAUACAUUCCUUGAAAAAUUAGUGAAAGAAUUUAUUAAAAGAUCAAGGAAUUUUUUUGGUGAUCAUUUUAUUUAUUUUCCUAACCUUCCUAUUUAAUUGAGUAUUGACGUUGUUAGGGGAAAAUUAAUGUUGGCCACACUCGGAGUUAAUGGAAUCCUCAGUCUGAAAUGCUUGAAACACUUCCAAUUUUAUAAUAAGAGUAGCAAUAAUAAUAAUAAUAAUAAUAAUAAUAAUAAUAAUAAUAAUACUGUAUACUUAAUCUGGUACAUUACUGAAAUUUUAUUUACAUACCUUGGACGUUCCCAUAAUUAAAUGGACAGCUAUAAUUAUGAAUGAUGGGGUUUAACUUAUGAACAUUUUUAUUUUGUAAUUAAGACAUCCAUAAAGGUUGUAGGAUUUUUUAUGUAUUUAUUUAUUUUUAUGACACUUUUAUCAAAUCAUUUUUACCCAGUUUUUUUUUUUUGCGCAAAUGAUUGUGUAAUUGUUACCACAAAUUUUACUUGAUGCUGCGGCUGGUUAUGGUUUGCCGCCCGGCCAAAGCUUUUAUUUUUUACUCUGGGCGUCCAGACGUUUGUACUGCCAUGAUAAUAAUAAUAAUAAUAGUAAUAAUAAUAAUGAUAAUAAUAAGACAAACUUUAAUGGAUAACACGGUUACUGAAAAUUCCAGUAGUUUUCAUUGUGGUUCUUGCUAAUGUGGGUCCCUCUCCCUCCCAUACUGUUCAAAGGUGUGCUUUUGCAAAGUACAAGCAAUUUUCAACUUUGUGAAUGGGGAAACAGGGAAAGUGAGGCAAAUGUCUACAACUACCAACCUCAUGUCAGAGAAGAAUGAAAUAACCUUUCAGAUUAUAUUAAAAAAUGUGAUCAGAUAACAUGACUUCUCCAUUUUCUGUUGGUAGUGAAGGAAGUGUUUGUCAUAUUUGUUGUCACCUGAUAAAAGUGCAGUCACACUUCAUAGGUGCCAUCUGUUAAGAAAGCACCCACCCACCUUAAUAAGGUCACAGGUCAUACCUGGGGUUUAUCAGUACGUGCAUAAAAUUUCAAGAAAAAUUGGAGAAAAUACUCUGUUUAUGUAACUUUGAGGAAUCUUUAAACAUUGAUGCUGUGUGCUUUGCAAUUUGUCCAUAAAUUUAUUAAUGGCUUUUUCACUUUUUUUUUAUUAGAUAAGAAUUGUGACCGUGUUCCUACCUUGCUAAUCUCACCGGUUGGAUCAGCUUCUUCUGGUUCACAGUCAGAUGUGAGUCAGGCUUGUUCACCCCCUGAUAUAGAAGUGUUUGACUUCAGCGUUCAUAACAACCUAGAAACACUUGACUCAGGAAAAAAGAAAAAGGAACGCCCCUCCUCACUCUCACGGUUCUUCACAAGAGGGAAACAAAGAAAAAGUCUUGUAUUUUCACCAGUUGUUAGAGGUAAGUACAUGUGAAAAAGAAAAUCUUUUUGCCUAAUGCACAUGUCUGAUAUUUGCAAUUGGUUGCUAAAUAAGGAAGAGCCUCUUCCCGGGCUUUCUGUGCCACCCUUUCAUGGGUAGUGAGGGGGAGGAAAGGUAUGUACUGUAUGUCUCUGGUCUGACAUUUAAAAUGCUUAAUUGUUUCACCUAUCAUCCUGUCAGUAUUUUGCUAUUGUAUUUUGUAUUUGUCAUUGUAACAGUUUCUUUUGCCAUUUAAUUUGUUACCAUUUCAUCUGUCACAAGUCUCUUAUUCUCCCAUGAGGCUUGACAGAAUUUACAAAUUAAUAUCACUGUUGGCAAUAGAGUACCAGUGUGAUGUCACAAAUGAUAUUGAAUUUUUUAACUCAUGGGAUCAUUUGUACGGAUUGUUAGAAAGAGGAAGACUGAUGAAGUUUUUGAAUCUUUCUUAUAACUGUCUAGAAAUUAAUAAAACAGAAGCUUCACAAUAGUCCAUUUUUACAGUUACAGGUGGAAAUGAGGCUGGAGUCGACUUUGUUUUGAUACAACCCUUCCUGCUUUAUUAUGUUAAUCCAAGUUGUUCUAAUGCUAACUAGUGUUUUUAGAAUAAUUUUCAUAAGAAAAGAAAAGAGUUUUGUAUAAAAACAAGGUCAACUUCAGCCUCACAUUCACUCAGAGGCUAGUGUACUAAGCUCAUAACUGUAAAAUGGUCUAUUGCAGAGUUACAGUUUCUCUUCCAUUUUUAACAUUGUUUUUUUGUUUUUCAUUUUUUCAACAUUCCAACACAACUAUGUCAACCAGGCCAACAGUUCCUACAAUGGCUGGCUGUUUUUGACCUUUUUGAUUGUUUUCUAACUUAGAAUUAAUUUGAAAUAUUCUUUUAAUUUGAUCAUUUUUUUCUUAGUUUUCAUUUUGUCCCUUGAAAGUGUCAUGGUGACAUUGAAUCUUUUUUUUUUUAACUAUUUCGGCUGAAAUUUAUUCUUAAUUAAAUGUUGUAAUUCAAUUUCAUUAAAAAACCUGUAAGAAUGUGACACUGAGAUUUGUUGCUAAUGUAGCAAGAGACAAGCAGAUUCCAUACUGAACUUUAGGAUCAAUUCUCAAAAGCUCGCUUAAGUCCCUUAUAAAAAAUAUAUUGUUCCUUAAAAUGAAAUUAAAUUCUCUUAUGUAAUUAAAAGCAACCAUCUCUUUUAAGAAUGGCAAUAUAUGAAAUGAUUGUUAUGUGAGUCAUUUCAUAUUAUGUCUAUUCAUGUCAUUUCCAUCAUCGGGUACAUUACAAACUCACAAUGGCCGGCUCUCCAGUUGGCUUGAUUAGCUUAAUGGAUAGAGCAUUGAGUCUGGUCAUGACAAAGGUCAAAGUUCAAUUCCCUGUCGAGCCUGAAUUUUUUUCAGGUUCUUUUUCAACCACUUAGGUUGUUUAUUUGACUGCAAGGAUCAUUUUUAUGUUCACAUCUAUUUUAUAUCAUUUUUGGUUUAUGAUGGAAUAUCCAGAUGUUGACAAUACAAGCACUAGCUUUGCUGAAAAGAAGCGAGUAUGGGAAUUGCACAAAGACAUUCCUAUGGUGUGUUGGAAAGCCAACAUGAUUCUAGCGUGGCUUGAGGUAGAAUGUCAGAUGUCUGUUUACUCACAAAUGUGCUAUGAGAACAUCAAAAGUGGGAAAGUGCUUUUGGAACUCAGUGAUUCUGAGCUGGAAGCUGGACUUGGGAUCAUGAAUACUAUGCAUAGACGUAAACUUAGACUGGCCAUUGAGGAAUACAGGGAUCCAGCUGCAAGGUACAUUACUAGCUAUACCUUUGAACCUCCCCUAAAGCAACCACCCAAAAUGAAUGAUUUAGCAGUCGCCUUCAGGAGGAGGUCGCUUAUGAGAAUCAUCAACACAUCUACUUUUAGGUGAAAGGUUUAUUGCAUACAAUUUUAAGUUACUUAUAAGUGUAGUUCCAUGUUGUCAUUAUAGGUUCAUUGUAUACUCUGGGUGGUGUACUACAUACUGCGAACAGAAACCACAUCGAGCUUCAAUUGUGGAAAAAUUGUGGAAAAUGACACCUUAAUUUUGCGGGUCUUUAAUUUCAUGUUUUUUGCAAUUGUAAAAAAAAAUUUGGAAUUAAAGACCUGCGAAAAGUGAAAUUUAAGCACAUGAAAUUUAAUACCCAAAUAGAAAAUUCAAAACAGAAUUAACUUGUAAUAGAAACAACAUAUUCAGGAUAUGUAAGGACAAACACCAUAUUGCUAACUGGUUUUACUGAUAAUGAUAAUAAUAAUUAAUAAUUUAUGAACUUAUUGUGAGUAACUUAACAUAAGAAUGAUCAGCUGAAUAUUACAACUGCAUUACUUUACAACAAACAGAUAAAAGAUGAUAUGGUAAUCUCCAUUUUAACCUUAGUUUGGAAAGAUUUUACACAUUUCUUGUUCCAGUUUAUCUAAAAUUUUUUAAAGGUUCAGACUUUGAAAAGAAAAAAAAAAAGGGAAGUUGAGAUCGCUUAAAAUCACAAAAAUAAAACCCUGUGAAAUAUUAUCUCAUCAAAAGUGCAAAAGUAAGUAUCCACAAAAUUAAUAAGGUACAACCAUUGUGUCCAAAAGUGGUCACUGUCGCUUAUGAGAGGUUCUGAUUGUAAGGAUUUGAAUGGGAAGAUUUUAGUGUUUUGCUGCGAUAGGUUGUCACUUAUGUGAGGUGGCCGCUGACAAGAGGUGGUUGCAUAUGGAGGUUGGACUGUAUAAAAAAAACCUAAGUAUUUAGUAUUAGACCGAAAAACUAUAAUUAGCACCCAUUUUCAGUUUUCAGUUUCAUGAGGCGUAUGACCAUCAUUGCAGCAAGAAAAAGUAAUAAUCCAUUUUUCUUAUUAUUUCACAGGAAGUACCCAGAAAUCUCCUCAGUAGAUCAUCUGUGGGUAGCUCGUGUCUGGAUAAAGGACCUGGGACUGAACCAGUACUCCUCCACCUUUGAAGCGCAGAUGAUUGACGGCAGGUUAUUAAAUGUCCUUACGAAGAAAGACAUGGAGAAAUAUCUUAAUGUCAAUAAGAAAUUUCAUCAGGUGAGGAAACAAGAAAACACAUGGUCAAAUAUCCGUAUUAUCAAGAAGAGAAUUUAAGGGCUUCAUACUUUUUUGCUACAGAAAUGAAAAGCAAAGCUUAAGUAUGUGUAUGCAUCGCGAUUUAAACAAACAUUUUCAAGCUAUCCCAAGCCUCUGUUUCAAAGUGAGGCUAAGUGAGAAGCCAUUGAUAUGAAAACGAUUUUUUAUUCUCAUGUCAAUAAAACUUGUUUUGACAAGAAAGGUUUUACACUUAGCCAUGUUUGGAAAGUGUAAGGUUGCGGAAAUCGGAAAUGGCCCAUUCUAUUUAUUCCUGGCUUUUGUUUUUGGGUAUGGCAAUGUAUGAUAAUGUGUUUAAAGCAGAUGAAAUAAAAAUUUAAACCAAGAAUAACAACAUCCAACCACAACUUAUUUAUGGAUUAUGUUUUAUUACUUGUUUGCUAUAAAAAUCAUUUUUAUUAUUUGGUUUCUCUUUAUUUAGACAAGUGUCCUUCACGGUAUAAAGUUGCUUCGUAUGAUGGAGUUCAGCAAGGAGGUACAUCUCACACAUUCCUCCAUUUAACUUUGGAAAAAACUACAUACCACUUAUUAACUGAGAGCGAGGUUAUUACAGGGAAAUAUCAGACCGUGAUGUCAAUAAGCCAAGGCUGAGGCCUGAGAUUUCCCUUUAAUGACCGAACGAAUGAGGUUAAUAAGUUUCAACUGAUUUUCUCUGGAACUUUUAAAGUUAUUGUCUCCCCGUAUUAACAGUUAACGCUCAGUUGUUCGUCUGUCCCGCCUAGAUUAGCAGUUGGUACCUGCGGGCCAGUGUAAUUCUUUACUUAAUCUAAAUUCUUGGAAUACAAUUUUGUUGUUCUUCCUGCUUAUUUUGUGACGAACACUGCAAACUGCAGUAGUCAUGAGUAGUACUUUCUUAACCGCGCCUUUGGUAGAUGCUCCAUCUUUUCAGGGCCGUAGCCAGGAAGAAACUACAACCGAGGCGAACACACGGUCCGUUGGUCAGAUGAAAUCUUCCAGUCUGAUUAAAAAUCGACCGUAUUUGAAAAUUUUACCGUUUCGCCUAUCAUUUUUAAAGACGUUGUAUCAUUUUAAAUUUAGCGGCUGAUAGAACGAAGAACACAAAGUGAAGACAAUGACUUGGAUCCUGUUGUCUGGACUAAUGACAGAGUGGCCAAAUGGUGUCGAUCCAUUGACUUGGGAGUAAGUUGUUUGGCUCUACAAAUUCUUUUAAGCUAUAAGUUUUUGGAUCAUUCCUCGUUUUUGGAAACUGCCCACCUACCCCUCCCUUAAGACGACAUUAACACUUAGUUCUCACUUAGGCCAAAAUGUUGGCUUAGGGGAGGGGUAGGUGAGGAUAUGCUUCCGGAUUUGUCUUAUUUAUGGUAUUCAGAUUUGCAGCAGUUAAUUCACUUGAGACACUCACUCAGAUAAACAGGCUAACUAUUUACUAGAGGAGACUGUUCUGGAUUCAUAACUGUUUCUGGAUUUAUAACAUUUACGGUAUAUAGAUUCGCAGACAUUUACACGCAUCAGUAAAUCUGACAACAUUCUUUCAGAAACAAAGUCUCCACUUAGGGCCUGUUUACAUGCAGGUGGGGAACCCCAGGUAGGUGAGGUAAACUAUGGCAGGUCACCCCACCUAUCAUGUAAGCGUGAUCAAAUUAUAAUGAGAGAUAAUAUGGACAAUACCUAAGCGGGUUACCUCACCUACCUGGGAUCCCCCACCUCCACGUAAACAGGCCCUUAGAAUCCGGAUUCAAGAUGUCCGGACACGCGACUAAAUUGAAAAGUUCUAUUUCAGAUUCACUAAGCCGGUACUCAAAUAUCUGGAUUCGGAUUUCGUCACGAACCCGGAAAUUCCGCCCCCAGUUUAAACCUUCAAGAACAUCACGUUCACAUUCAUAUCUUUAUCCCUCGUUUAAAAUAUGAUUCAUUUUAGUUACAGUAUACACGCACUAAUAAGAACCUACUGUUUUGGAAGGCUGGCAAAAUAGGUUCUUGUAUUUUAGGGUACUUAUUGGCAAUUUGGGCUAAGUAAGUUCUUAAUUAGCUUCUUAAUUUUUUAUGAGGGAGCUAAUGGAUUGUAGCCUGCGAAGAGCAGACGCAUUUCCGGUCGUCGGUUCUCUCCCUCCGAAAAAUAGUGGAUUGUUGAUUACCAGAAAAAUUUGUAAACUUUUUAUUUAUCCACAAUGUAUUAUUAUAACCCUAACAAAACUGAUUACCAAAUUCAUAUACAUGUACAGUUUAAUACAGUACGUACCUGUAACCCACACAUAAGAACCUUCUUGAUCCUGACUGGCUUAACAGGCUCUUGCAUUUUAGGACGUUAAAGCGGCAAAUUUCUGCCAGGAAGUUCUUAAUCCAAAGUUUCUUAUUAGCGGGUGUUUACUGUAUUUCAAUUCAUUUCAUUUCCAUGCUCUCCAGUUGGCGUGAGUGGUCGGGGUUUGAUUCCCGGACAAGCGUGAAUUUUUUUCAAGUUCUUUUGUUUUUCAAUCGCUUAGGUUCUUUCUUCUGCGAAGAUCAUUAUGUUCACAUUCUUAAAUUGAGAGAACCACUCCCCCCCCCGCCCCUCAAAUCAAGGAUGAAUAGUAUCGUGUUUUGGCUUUCGCUAUGCUUCACCCUUUAUUUGGGGGGAUGGGGAUUUGAUAUUCCAUUUUAUUUUGUCUAAGAUUGUGGCUUUAAUUGGUAAGAACCCUGCUUUUAAAUGACAAGGGGCUUUACAUUUUUUUCUGUGGUCCUUUGAAAUAUAGAGCAGCUGUAUGAAUAUUUAAAAGCAAUAACCUGGAAAUUUUGUCUUUAUUUUCCUUUGAAGAUUAUAUGUUCUGUGCGAAUCACGCAUUGUUGACUUGAAUUUCUUCGCAUUUAUAUUUUAUUUAGUGAUUUCCAGGGGCGGAUUCAGGAAUUUUUGAUUGGGGGGCGGGGGGGUCCAAACUUUGGUUCAGAAAGGACUGUUGAACUUUUUUGUGCCAAAUUACUUCUCACAGAGACGACCACGAGUUUUUUAAUCUGUGAACGCCGGUUGCCGUUGGCGUGGAAAAUAUUGCUUUGCGAGCAGAGGCGAACAGAUCAUAGGAGGAUACCCAAAAACAAUUACAUUUUUGAAUAUCCGAAAAGUGCAACGCGCGUUUCAUUAAGAAAAAUCAGCCAGUUAAAAAGUGAUAUGCGAUCCUGUCGAUGUAAGGAUUUCUGUCUCAAACAAGCGUGAGGUCUGAUGGGGGUCCGGGCCCUCCCGACCCUCCCCCUGGAUCUGCCACUGAUGUCUCCUUUCUUAUUCUUUGUCAAUUUGGUUUCAAAGAUGACCGUUUCUGAUUUUUUUCCAGAUUCACUUAAUUUGCUCUGAGGCCCUGUUUACAUUGGUCCGGACAAAUUUUUAAUCUGUGUGAUCCGUUUACGCGAAAGCGUACAAGUUCUGCUACAGACAGCAGUACUGUUUAAAGGAGUGUUUAAAGGCGUGCUUUUGUAAUGGUCGUGAGUUUUCAAAGCUUAUAUACUGUAUUUCCCUUGACAGGAGUAUGCUGAUAACUUGAAAGACAGCGGUGUGCAUGGUGCUGUGUUAGUCUUGGAUCCCAUAUUUGGUGCUGAUGAACUCGCUCAAGCUCUUGGUAUUCACGUAUCCAAGAACAUCAUCAGGAGACACUUAACUUCUGAGUUGUUAUCUGUGUUGGUUCCUGCGAGGUAAUGAAAAUACAGUCCACUUUUACAUGUGUAGGCGUCAUACUGGCAGCUGGCUUAUUGGUUUUACGUCCCACUCUUUCCCUCCAAAGAUAAAAUUCACUCCCCAAAUCAUUUUUUUGUAAAAUCCUUAGAAAUGAAGAGUGUUGAGCGAACGUUCUGCAAACGGGGCUCAUAUGAUUGGUGUUAUCAUAGGAUUUCUCUCACAGAUAUAAAACUACAGACUAAGUAACUGGUACCAUGUGAAAGUACUGCUGAAGAGGUCUUAUUUAAAUGGUAACACCAUAGGAUUUCAUCCACAGACUCAAAAGUUAGAACUACAUACUAAAUAAAUAGUACAUGUGAAAGUACUGCUGAAGAGGUUUCAUUUGAAUGGUAACACCAUAGGAUUUCAUGCACAGACUCAAAAGUUAGAACUACAUACUAAAUAAAUAGUACCAUGUGAAUACUUCUGAAGAGGUUUCAUUUGAAUUGAAUGGUCACACCAUAAGAUUUUUUCAACAGACUCAAAAGGUGGAUUGACGAAUAAUCUAACUACAGCGUGGUCUAGCUUUGUUAAUAAUCCCUUUUCUUUUCUUGACUGUUGAUAGGGAGCACAUGGACUUUGAUGACACGGAUGUAAAAGGCAAACAAAAACAAAAGCGACAUCGUUCUCUUAGUUUUAACUCUGGCAGCAGAACCAGCGUGCGCUCAGAAAUCAAGAGACACAGCUUCAGGGUAAGUCAGUAUAUUCAAAUAGCAUUAAUUAUAACUAUGAUAUGUUUUGCAUGCUAUUAAUUGUACAUCAUCUCAUAGUGUGGUCCAAUAGGCCAUUUUAGAAUUGUUUGCUUAGUGUCCUGGCCUUGAAUAGAAGCGAGGCUGGAGGUGACAUUGUUUUGUUACAGACCUUCAACAUGUAGAUGAUCAUGUUCAGGCGCAUGUUAGCAUGAGAAUAACACGAGGUGCUUGUUUGUUACAUAACGAGGUCACCUCCAGCCGCGCUUCUAUUCAAAGACCAGGGCACUGAGCAGCGCGUGGUGGCCUCCCAGAGCUGUAGAUAGAACAAUUUACAGAAUGCUCAGCGUAUUUAUUCGGAAAAGCACCUCCCUCGGAUAAGUGACACUCUAAACAGCCUGAAAUACUAAACGCCCCGUAACUCAGGAACGCAGCUCAACAAAGCGCUGAGCCAAAACGGUCUGGAAAUCAAAGAAGCGCUGCGCGAUUAUUCGAGUAAAUACGUGAAAGAGCCGUUUUCAAUUGAGUGUCGAAUUCAACUUUAUUAUUGCUUUGGUUUUGAAUGGCUACGGUUUGUGAUUGGCUAAAAAUCUCGCGCAAUUUUCUUAAUCAAUCAGAAGUGAAGUCAAAACCAAUCCCGACCGGCCUUGCGUUUUCCCGCGCUUGACGCGGCUGCAUGUAGUUGCUUUGGAAUCUAUUUGGUAUCGUCUGUCCUUAUUGUGAUUGGCUGAGGGGUUAGUCGUGGUUACACACCCCGUGUUGCAAGAAUUUCCUGUGGUUUGGUAUUUGUCCUCCCAUACCAAGACAAACGCGGUCACACUCAAGUUUUUUCCCGCGGUACCUGCCGCUUGCAGCCCGUCAUUUUAUGCGCGGGAAAGGAGCCGGCCCUCGACUCAACUCUUGAUUGCUGGCAUGGUCUCUUCUUUGGAACAUUUUCAGGGUUCGCACAGUCUUAAAAGGUCCUUCAGUGCAAUAAACCAUUGAAAAGUCCUUGAAUUUGAGACGUUGAUUCCUGUUUUUCAAAAUAUGUCUGUUCUCCGCCCGCAAAAGGUAGCACAAAUAUGCUCGCCUGCCAUUCCACAAGUAAAGUGACCGGAAGCUGUAGGUAGAUGAUAAUACGUUUACAUAUAUACACUGUUUACAGGUAGCCAUUACGGCACCUGAAGGAGGAUCAUGAGGUUAUCCCUCUGUUAAGAUCUCUCCUUAAUGAUAACCCAUCCAGCCCAGGGUCUACGUCCCCUACUCUUUUCCAACCGGGGUAGUGUGGGUUCUUUUACAUCCCACAAGAACCAGACAAGUGAAAGUGCUGUGAGACGGGGCCUACGGUUUUUCUUCCUUAUCUGAGAAGACUAGGAAGUCCAUCCGUUUGCAGAUAUCAUUACAAAGGCAGCACUUUCUUCUCAGUUAUUUAAAGGACCUGAGAAUUGGUCCGGCUGGGGUUUGAACACGCGACCAUCCUCCGAACAAUCUCUUCUCGUGGAGGACCGAGAGAGCGGCGGAAAUCCAGCCUAAACCAAGGUUACCGUCAGUAAUACGAGUUGGAGUUACACCGCGUCUUUUUCUGCGGAACAAUACUCUGUUACAAAACUACGCGUGUGACCAUAACUUGACGUAGGACGUAACCUUGGAGACAGGGGGUUCGUACAGGAAGUUAAGAUCCAAGAACGUUCAAGGACUUUUCAAGGGCUCUUACAUGGACAACCAUUUGAAAUUAAAGGAGCACUUUCCAGGCAUGACUAUAGCAAAAAGGGGGGUCCAAGACACCAGACACAAUGCCAUGAAAUGUCAGCUCUGAGCGACAAAAAUCCACGUGACAUUCGCACAGGCCUGGUUAGCUCAGGUGGGAGAGCACCGGUCCGCUAAGCGGAAGAGCGCAGGGUGGAUUCCCGAACAGCGGUUGGUAAUCGAGCCAGCCUCACCCUGCUUUGGCAUUUUCGACAUUCAAUUGAAAACCGUGUUUAUUAUUUCAGUAGAUGUCUUGUGAGUGUUUUUGAUGUUUGAUGUGUGUAAAGUUUUGAUCUUUUAUUCACAUUACGUUACUUCAUGCCGACAAAACGUAACUUUAUAAAUAGAGUGUCCGUUAUUUAUAAGUUAAGAUUAAAACUUUAUGUCACCUUAAAAGCACCCACUCUGGUCUGUCGUUAAUACCACAUUAUUUGUAUAAAAAGACCUUUAAAUUUAUACACAUGUUAAGCUGAACGUCAUCUGAGAUAAAAUCAUGUAAUAAGUCAUAUUUAAAGUAAGGUAAGAAGUUACUAAAGAAAAUGUUCACAAAUUGAUAAACCUUCAAUUGUUACAUGUAAUUUAAGCUAAUUUAAGGCAUUCUUGAUUUUAUUUAACGAUAAAUUACGUGACAAUUAAAUUUUAAAGUUAGUCUCGUGAUUAACAGCCAUCUUUUCUUUCCUCACAAUCCUUCUUUUCUUUUCAACUAUAUUUUAUUGUUAGGCUUGAUACUAAUUCCACUUGUUUUUAACGUUUUCUUUUAAUAGCUGUUUGUAUGCGUUACUUCAAACUCUACUCAACAGUGCUAUUCUGUUUUCAAACUCUUCUUUCUAUAGAAGGUCAAACUCUGCGCUAAGUCGACAAUGGAAACUCAUCUUUGAUGCUGGCUGUUCAGUGACUACAUUUCAAUGUAAAUACUUGAAAAUCCUCACAGCCUCAUAAAUGCUCCUGAUUAAAUGAUCCUCAGAGCCUUGUAAACUUAAAUUCAAGGACAAUGUAGCUGGUAAACAUGAACCCAAACUUAAAGUAUAAACUUAGCGGACUCUGUACAUUUUAUACAAAAAUAGGGAACAGCAACUUCUACUUUGUCCUCGGUGACAACAGAUUUUAAUUUUUUUUUUGUAAAAGUAAGAACAAAACGGGUUCACAAUUGGAAAAUGCUAAAUGUAACAGAACUUUCCACAAAGACCAAGAAAGGUAAUUAAAUGCAUUCAAAAUAGUUUCUGAGAAGAAUUAUUGACAGAGGAAGCCUUGAUGUAAGAAAAAGACAAACCUAAAACUGAAUUUACUGAAUGAAUUUUUUUCUUCAAUACGUACGGUUAAAUUUAGGCUAUCCGGAUAAAUUGUUAAACAGAAGCAUAAAACAAAAACGCGUUGCCUUGAAGAAAAUUGAACCAGACACUAAAAAUUCACGUUUGCCUGCAUGGCAAACGUUUGAAAGGGAAGGAAAGGGAAUUUCAGUGCUGAAAUUGGUAUUGAAAGAGAAAGUGAAGGAGAUUCGGUGCGCGCGAGAAGGGUGAAAGGUGCGCGAGGGUCUCUCGCGCGGUCUCGCGCUCAAAUUCCCUUCCCCUUCCCUUUCAAACGCCUGCCACGUGGGCUAAAUCCACGGCCGCGUGCAGAUGUCUCCUAGAUAAUGCCUUAAAACCAAUGCCUUCCAUCAGUAAGAAACAUCUAACAGAUCUCCUCAAUGGGUCAUAUAAGUUGGUUUUGCCAUCUUCCACAUAAACUUUUUCAAGUGCUUUAAGGAGAGAGAGCAUUUAUUUGUCUGUGAGGAGGAUGACACGGCUGUGCUUAUUUUAGUGCAUGCAUUUAAAACUAGAGUUUACAUAAAACCAGAAACUCAUAAGUGGUUGAUUCAACCCCUUAUCAGUUUCUGAUUAAACUCAACACUCAGUCGUCUAGUAACCAUUUAAGACACUCCUUUUUUCCCAUCUCUUUUUAGUUUCUUGCUAUUCAAAUAUAUCUAUAGCAAUUGGUACUCAGCGCUGUCAUUAAGGGACGUAACCCGGGACACUUGUUAUGGCUGAGCACACUUGAUGUUACGGGUGAUCAAUGUGGAAAGCUGCUGCGGCUGCUUAAAAACUUAAUGACAGGCCUGCGGUAGUACGCUUAUCACGUUGUUCUGCGGCAUGAGAUCUUCCAAUAUGCGUGCAUUCUGCAAAGCCUAUACAUAUACCUACUUUCCUUUUGAGAUGGAUCUUACGAUCUGUUGACAUUCAUGUAUUCUUCCGGUAGCAAUCUGCGCUCUUCUCAAAUCUCUUACCACCUGCAUUGUGUCUUUCAUUCACCGUUUGUGGCUACCAAUACUUCCUGACACCCAAUUAAAAUUACAUGUCUACCAGAGUUCAGUUGCAGUUGUUCAAAAGGACAAAGGUCAAUGGCAUCAACCAGCUUCUUCCUGCCUCUUGCGACCGAUUUUUGGCGGUAGUCGUGGUGCAAGGAGUAAUGGGAAGGGGUCACCGGGAAGGAUCAUGGGAAGGUUUAAAAAAACGCAAAGGCACAUGGGUAGGCUCAACUUGCAAAGCGAACCAAUUGCACCGCGACUACAGCCGAAAAUCAGAAAAAAAACUCCUUGGUUAAAAGCAGAGCCUCUGCUUUGUGAAUGAUUCAAACCCAGGGGAAAUAAUGUCACAAGCAGAUUGAGAAAAGGAUCGUCGGUUGGGCUGAUUGCAACCGCGGAAGAAACAGUAUGUGUCAGUGACUUCCUUAUGCGCGUUCAAGUUAGAAGGAGUGAAAGAUUGUUUGGCGAUGCAAUUUGCAGUGGGCCGAUAAGAUUACAUUGUAGUCCCCUUUCUACCUUUUGAACGACUGAAGAUGGAACUGUACCUACCCUGAUAACACUUACGUUCACACUUAAUUCCUACGUACUUGGCCUGCGAACCCAAAACAGUUUGCCUUGUUUCCAUGACUACCCGUACGAAGUCUCUCCCAUCUUGACUUUUUCUUGUGUCCUCACUGACAAGUCAGUAGUUAUUCUUACCAGAUAUCACACAGGUGUUAGUUUAGCAUAUUGCUUAGUCGAUCGUUUCCCCGAUGAAGUAGAACGAUUCUCUUUGACUUUGAAGUGAUUACGCUUGAACAAAACUUAAUCAACGAACUAGCAAAAACAUAAGAAUUUAAUUGGUUUGGAGAAGAUGCAACGCAUUCCCAGCUGGAAAGUGGUUUCUCUAUAGAAAUUUUCCGUGACUUAGGGAAACAAAAACUGAGUUCCUAACGAUGCUUUUUCCACCGUAGGAUUUUCUUGGACGGCAUAACAACGAGUUUAUGUUGUAAUCGUUUUCAUUAUUAGAGUAAUUUAGAUUCUAAGACCAGGAUGGCUACGAGAACGAGAUUUUCUCAGUACUAAGUAGUGCACGCGUGCGAGUCAACGUCAUUUUGGCGGGAAAACGUGAUUGGUUUUAGCGAAAAAGUCGUAGUGACGAAAACAAGUUAUCAAAUCUUACAAGUUUUAUCAUUUUGCAAUCGGAAGAGGGCUAUUUCAAUUAAAAUAAACGUGUUAACUUUUCUGUUGAAGAAAGUAAAUUGAAGCUUUCCGUGGUGUAUAAUUUUUUUAGGAAUACGAGACAAAACUUUCAAUUAUGAAAUCUCGUCCUCGAAUCUAAUAAAGGUCAGUCUAUCGAAUGGGAAAACAAAUAGCGAACACUUAUGCAGAAGACGCUUCUUGAGGUCAAACGAAAAUCCAACUCAGGCUAUUACCCGAGAUUUUGUCCAUUUGUAUGAAGUUCACGCGCCGCUGGCGUUUUACAGGCUCAGGUCAAACGUUGACCUUUUCGAGUUUUUCAUAAAACGAAUCAAAUUCCACUUUGGUCGACCUAAAUAUUUGGGUUAAAUUCGACCAAUUCCGUGUUUGACGUCGAUUUUAACUCAAUUUUGGAUGGACAAACACGUUUUAUCUGUCUCAGUGAAGCAGACCAAGUUUCGAAAUUUAUCAUGAACUUAAUCUUCUCAAUUUGUUUCGCCUCCUUGUUUGAGUUGGGCAUCAGUUUCGGUUAAAGUGACGGAUAAAAAUACCACUCUAAACCUCCCCUUUGGAGAAUAGUUGUUAACUAGUAUUAACUUGUAGGGCGAUGAUGAUGUUGACAUUAAAAUAUAUAUAUAUAUAUCCAGUAAUCCUUAAGAGUUUAAUAGUUUUUGUUUAAAACCAGCUAAAUUUUGCAGCAUCGUGUGUACUAUGAAGGUAAAUACAAAUACAUUAAAUUGAUAAACUGACUUUAUUUGUAUCAAUUCCUUUACGUUAAAUCGUUAUCGUGAUUGAUGUCAAAUAUUUUGAAAAGAUUUUCAAACCGAUCUGGUUGUUGUGUUUAACUUAAUGAUUGUUCUAUCCAAUGUUAUAAGCCGAUAGCUACAAUCUGCAGUCUGCAGUUGAAUUCACUUGGUUAGACCGGCAGCACAUAUCUCAUUUUUAGCCAUUCCCAUGCUAACUGGCCGAAAACGGGUCUAAAAAGGUGGAGUUGGUAAAAAAAAGGCCAUCACCAGCAAUAGAAGAGUUGAGCAGGAGAUGAGAAACCUUAUUUUUUCUGUUGAGUACUAUGACCAACAAACUUCUUAAACCCAAUAAAGGGGGUGGGAUUGGUGGGGCAAGAGGGGGGGGGGGACAGGACCCUCCCAUCGGUUCAAUAAAAGCGGUCACUGAGGCAGUUCGGUUUUUAGAUACCUUCAUAUCUAUCAAACACCCCAUCUAACAGUGCAUUUAUGUGUGCUCAAUCUAACCACGUAAUGUUGUCCUUUCUUUAGGAUUCCUUUAUGCUUCGAUCCAGUUCCAAACGGAAACCUUACAGAGCCAGCAGCGAUGAUACUGAUGUUUCCAACGUGCCUUACCCCGCCGUGUCACCAAGAGGUUCACUUAGAAGGCCUCGCACACGACCUAAAUCAUCCUUUCAGUAACUCAAAUUAAUACCCUUAAUAGAGAUGAGAACUCGUUAUGUCACGUUCCCGUGGUAGCAAAAUUUGUGGAUCCCAACAAACCGUGAUUCCACUCAGGAACAAAACGGCGGUCCAUACUUUUCUUCCGUCGUUCAACAAUAGAAAUGACCUUCUCUGUCAAGAACGAUUGUUGAGAUCCAGAAAUUUUUCUACCAUGGCAAUGUGACGCCACACUUCUCCUCUCCAUAGGAAGCUUAAGCAACCACAACGGUUACGGCAGCGAGAACGUUCCUGACAAAUUGUGUUCGCACCGUUUCAGACUUUGCGUCGUGCAAUUUGUCCAAUGUUGCAUCCUCAGGUACUGCAUCCAAGUUCAGUGAAAAAAGUAAAAUUAGUCGUCGUAUGCCUUUAUAAAACGUUCCAUUGAUAUGUUUGACGUUUUAAUCGUGCAGUAGCCUGCAGUACGGACGAAUUUUGCAGCGCGAGUGAUGAAAUUAACGCUGGCUCGACAUCUUGGAUGCUGAAACUGACAGAGGGUUAGGGCGAGUCAAAAACUUAUCCUUAAGGAGAGGACGACGGGAUGAAAAUAGAGGAAGGGGAGGGGGGGGAGAGGUGUUCCCUUUCUCCUCCCCGCCCCUCCCCACUUAACGGCUCCAUCUCCCUUAUUAUUAUGUUUUGUUUGCUUUCAAGAUGGCGGCCUGACGCGAUCAAUGUAAUCCGCUUUUGAACCCAUUCAGUGCUUUUCUAAUUUUCGUGGUAACGUCGCCGUCAUUGUUGCUUAAGCUGCUCUUUAGUAUUAAAUCUGUAAAGGGGCGGUGUCCGACAAACGCAGACUGCAAACUUGCAGACUGACAGGUAAUCAUUGUUGUAAAAUGCUCUAAUCCUAACCCUAAC
This is a messenger RNA of Porites lobata, 19791 nucleotides long. Lineage: Eukaryota; Metazoa; Cnidaria; Anthozoa; Scleractinia; Poritidae. The record is from the annotation of a GenBank genome assembly.